This is a messenger RNA of Xenopus laevis (African clawed frog), 1870 nucleotides long. RefSeq names its product heme-binding protein 1. NCBI's taxonomy places the organism in Eukaryota, Metazoa, Chordata, Amphibia, Anura, Pipidae. Bases 428 to 1249 code for a protein of 273 amino acids. The record is from RefSeq and is a predicted model, not a curated record. The transcript has 5 exons.
CUUUUAAAAGCAGCUGCGGAGAAAACAGUAAUAUUAAAGGCAGACUCAGUUGGGAGGAAGCAGCAAUACAAUAACCAUCACUAAACCACUUCUUGUUAGAGUUCAUGCAUCUUUAGUUUCGCACCCUGGAGACUCAGGUUGGGUUGUCCUGUCAGCUGAUUGCUGGGUAAGUUGCCAGGUUUACAGUUUGACUGAUAUUUUAAUCACUACAUUCAACAGAAGAUUUCAGUCUGCUGUUCUUUCAGUGUUUUACUGAAAUUCAUCUGUAGCCUGAGCUUUAUUACUCACUAAGGAGCUGAAUUUUAUUAUGCCAGUUCUAAUCAGUAUCCUGGCAGUAUGUGCUGAACGGAGACUUGGCUGAAGCACUUCAUUCCUGAUACAGCUCUAGAUUCCAGUUAGGGAGCAAACUUAGAGUUGCAGUUAAGCAAUGCAGCGUGAAGGAUGUAGGAUGAGCGGAGGGGAGCAGGAGCCAGCUGGAGCAGGGAUGAUAACUUUGGAUGAUCUGGACAACAUGACUGAUGAGCUGGGCUCAGACUCUGCAUACAACAGCAAUGGGAGUAUAGAGGAGGAAGCAGAGCCCAUGGAGGAUGGAGAUCAAGACCGGCUGCUUAAUUACUGGCAAACUAUAGGAAGAGGACAUCAAGUCGAGGUACCAAAUGAAAUGGCUGAGCCAAUACAGCAGAUGACAAGGAACAACACCACAGAGGAAAGACAGAGGGUCCCUUUCUUGGUGCUGAGUUGUAAAGAAAAGUGUGGGGAAGUGCUGUACGAAAAACGACAAUAUGGGCAAGCAAAAUGGGCUUGUAUUAAAAUGCAAGAAGAACAAUACGAACAGAGCAUAUGCUUGGGCUUCAUGAAGCUUAUGAGAUAUAUCUGUGAACAAAACUCUUCAGGUUUGUAUCUUGGGAUGACCAUCCCAAUUCUAACAGUGGUACACACAGAUGAAUCUCAGUCAGAACUUACUCGCUCUGUCACUGUGGCUUAUUAUGUCCCAAACCAUCUGCAGGAGCACCCACCUCAGCCAACAGACCAAGACAUAAUCAUUGAAGAAUGGCCUUCAACUGUGGUCUUCACUAGGUCCUUUGGUGGAGCAACUAAUGAAGAAUCCAUAAUGCGGGAAAUCCAUUUACUGGCAGAGCUCCUGGAAUCUCCAGAGUUGUGCCUGCAAGACACGUUCAUUGUGGCUGGAUACACAAAUCCAGCUGCAGCCAACAGACAGAAUGAAAUCUGGUUCCUACAGAGACCAUGACAUCAGACAAGACAGCAACAAGCCAAAAGGACAGUGGCCCCAUAGAAACACACUACAUAUUAUCCCUGCGCUCAGCGAUAAUUAAAUGGAAGAACACUUAACGUUCUUUUUUCAACUAUUUGCUGCACUUUUGGAAACACCAUAUACACAAUGAAUGAUAGAAUUUAUAUGUUGCAUUGCUAGAAGGUUUUAUUAGAUAUGAUAUAGUUUUAACCAAGAGAGAGAUGCAUACAUUUAUACAAAAUAUUUUCACAAUUCUCAAAAUGCUUAGUGCCUUCAAAUGUGGCCCAAAACAGCAAGUGCUACAGAAUACACAUUUUCAUCCCCAAAUGUAUGUGUUAGGGCUUUAGCACACAGGCAGAUUCAGGGAGAUUUAGUCGCCUGGCGACGAAUUGCCUCUUCUUCGGGCAACAAUCUCCCCAAACUGCAUUCCCCUUGCCUUCUGCCUGCUAAAAUGAAAAAUUGCCCGCGGCAAUGCACUCGCUAUGCUUCGAUUUCCGAAGUCGCUCGAACUUGCCUGCCCUGGUGUGUUGGAUUCAGAAACUCUACUAUAGUUUAUAUAAACAAGCUGCUGUGUAGCCAUGGAGGCAUCCAUUCAAAGCUGAAAAAGGAGAAAAGGCA